AUGGGUGGCGCAGUCGAGGCGCGCCCUGACGACGUCGAUGACCGAGAUGAUGCCUGCAGCCCCAUUGUGCGGGCGUUCGGCCCAGACUGGCGGUGGAAGUUCAUGCUCAUCAUCGUUAGUGCGCUGGUCGCCGUGCUUCUGCUCAUCUGGCUCGCCAAGCGCGGGGUGAUGACGUGGUGGUGUCGCCGCCGGAGAGUGCCGCCGCAGCCGCAGCCCUCGAUGCCGAUGUGCACGGUGUGCCAGGAUGACGUCGAGAAGGGUGAGGACGCGGUCGCGCUGCCCUGCGGGCACUCGUACCACCGGCGCUGCAUCACGCAGGCCGUGGACCACGACCCCCGGUGCCCAGUUUGCAGGGCGCCUGUUUCGCCUGCGGACACAGCAGUCUGA
Panicum virgatum (switchgrass) is the source of this 387-nucleotide messenger RNA. Its product is annotated as E3 ubiquitin-protein ligase ZNRF4-like. The transcript has a single exon. The coding region runs from base 1 to 387 and encodes 128 amino acids. Lineage: Eukaryota; Viridiplantae; Streptophyta; Magnoliopsida; Poales; Poaceae. The record is from RefSeq and is a predicted model, not a curated record. Gene Ontology annotation, molecular function: ubiquitin protein ligase activity. Gene Ontology annotation, biological process: protein ubiquitination.